AUGUCAGACGACUGUUAUAAAUGUGGACGUCCCGGUCAUUAUGCUCGUGAUUGCCAAGCUGCCCCAAGAGGUGGUGGUAGAGGUGGAGGCGGAGGUUAUCGCGGUGGACGAGGCGGUGGUGGUGGAAGAGAUCGUGACAAUAACGAUGGCCGUCGAGACGGCUGUUUCACCUGCGGUGGGCUUGAUCAUUUUGCUCGAGAUUGUACAAGUGGUCGCGGACACUAUGGUGGUGGUGGAGGAGGUGGUUACGGGGGAUAUGGUGGUCGCGACAAAUGUUACAACUGUGGUGGGACGGGACACUUUGCACGAGACUGUACAAAUGAUGGACAGCGAGGUGAUAGUGGCUAUAAUGGUGGAGGCGGUGGUGGUGGUGGUCGUUGUUACAAUUGUGAGGCUUUUGAUUUUUUUGUCUGGAAUAAUAAGAUGUAUGGUUUGUGA
Messenger RNA from Schistosoma intercalatum, 438 nucleotides. Lineage: Eukaryota; Metazoa; Platyhelminthes; Trematoda; Strigeidida; Schistosomatidae. The record is from the annotation of a GenBank genome assembly.